This is a messenger RNA of Megachile rotundata (alfalfa leafcutting bee), 768 nucleotides long. RefSeq names its product histone H1-like. The record is from RefSeq and is a predicted model, not a curated record. Gene Ontology annotation, molecular function: nucleosomal DNA binding; structural constituent of chromatin; double-stranded DNA binding. Gene Ontology annotation, biological process: nucleosome assembly; negative regulation of DNA recombination; chromosome condensation. Gene Ontology annotation, cellular component: nucleus; nucleosome. Lineage: Eukaryota; Metazoa; Arthropoda; Insecta; Hymenoptera; Megachilidae.
UUCUACUGCACAUUUUGUACACAAUGGAGGAUAAAAACGUUUCUGGAGGUACCGCGACGGUGGAAAAUGCGGCGACAAAUUCGUCGCCCGCAAAAAAGUCUGCGAAAUCAAAGGCAAAGGCUCAACGUUCGAAGGCGUCCCAUCCACCGACAUCGGAGAUGGUGAAUGCCGCCAUCAAAGAGUUGAAAGAUCGUAAAGGGUCGUCACUUCAAGCCAUCAAGAAGUACAUAGCAUCUACGUAUAAGGUCGAUGGCGAAAAAUUGGCGCCAUUUAUCAAGAGGUACUUGAAAACCGCCGUGACUUCUGGUGCUGUAGUGCAAACCAAGGGAAAGGGCGCCUCUGGCUCCUUCAAACUCUCCACGUCUUCGAAGGGCUCGGAAUCCCCUAGGAAGGUAAAACGUGCCGUGAAGAAGACUGAAUCUGCCGCAGCUGAAAAGAAGCCUGCGGAGAAGAAACCAGCGAGUCCGAAGAAACCGGCCGCUGCAAAGAAAGCUGCUGCCGUUAAGAAACCAGCCGCUGCUGCCAAGAAACCUUCUUCCCCGAAGAAGGUUAAAACUGCUGCUGCCAAAAAGGCGGCAGAGUCUCCGAAACCGAAGGCAGCUCAACCCAAGAAUCUGUCGAAAACAAAGAAAGCCACAAAAGCUCCAGCAGCGAAGACGAGAACGCCAAAACCAAAAACAGCAAAAUCGCCAAAAGUUGCACGAGCAGCGGCGAAAAAGUAAAUUCAAUGAUGAAAACAUACCAAAUGGCCCUUAUCAGGGCCACAAA